GUGAAGCCAAUGAGAUAUAUCUAUACGUUUUUCCAUCUCUAAUGAAGAUUGACCGAACGAAUGUGUAUUCGGCAAAAUGAAUUUUCUAUUGGAUAUCACCGUGAUCUGUAAAUCUUUACAUACGUCCGUGUUUUCAGGAACAAAAUUGCGAUCCUCUUCCUGCUGAGAAAAUCCACCAAUUACACGUUCAAACCAUUCACGUGGCCAAUCACACAUCUCAUACAUUACUUCCCCGUUCGGGGAAGGUUUGGUCUGGUAUUACGUUAUCCGAAAAACAGCUCGGAGAGCAGUCAGUUCAAGUCUGCAACGCGCUGCUUACACAACUGUUUACAUAUAUUUCUUCGGCACCGUGUUCGCGCAAAAGUGAUAUAUAAGACAGCGGAGUAAUCCACAACGUGACCAUUAUUUCUAAUAUCGAGAACAGUCAUUUUGAUAAUAGAAAUAAGCAGACGAAAAUUCUAGAAGGAAGGAAGCGUGACACUUUGAAUUGGUUCAAUCCUCUAUCGCGAGAGAUAGGGAGACAAAAAAUUUAAGUUCGUUUUCGAAAAUUCGAAGAAGAUUUUUUUUCUCGCGAUAGUUUUACCGCGAUUGAAUUUCUUGACCGUUUACCCUUCAUCUGUUUUGUUUACGUUACCGAGGACGGUUGAAGAAACACAACACAUACGCACGCACGCACGCACACACACAGAAUAGAACGGUGCGAUAGAUAAGAGAGACUUUCGUGUAAGAACUGUGUGUUUCUCGGUCUGAAUAUAUUCAAGAGCGAGACAAAUAAUUUGCAAAAUGAGACUCAUCGCCGUCGAUCGUUUUAUCGGUUCGAACUGGUACCGACGCCCGCGUAAGCGUCCGCUGGUCGGACCGACUGGUUCCCCAUUCCUAGACAUUCUUGUUAUGCAGACCAGAGCUUGCCGUUGGUUUCGGAAAAACAAAUCCGUCAAUCCGCUAAAACGAGUGACCUUUCGAGAUGAAGCCAUUAUAUCGAUGUCGGUGGCCGGAGAGGUGACUGAUACUUCAAUAAUGGAAGUAGGCCGUUCUAGACCUCAAUUUCAGUAUUCUCGGGACGAAUUAAUGGAGAUGAAAAAAUCGGAAAUGUCUAACCGCAGACCCGCUUUUCUGGACAACGCUUACAACAACUCACGAGGUGUUUGGGAUCCUGAACGUUGGCAUUCGGACAGAAAGCGUAGCGACACCCCGCCGAAAGAGGAAAGGACUGGACGUAGUGAUCAAAUCACUGAGAAUCAUAACAAGCGACGUAGUAAUGGCGAUCCACGGGACCGAAUACGCAAAGAGCAAGACGGCAUAGUACUGAGUCCUCAGCGAAGAAGUUUUAAUUCGGGAUGUUUUGUUAAUGUGAAUCUAGCGCCAAGUCGACGUCCGGAAAGCCCAAUUGGAAAAACAGAGAUGAUUCUUCAGGUUAGUCAUCGUGAGCCUGUUCGUCGUAUCGGUAGCGGAAGAAUUCUUCCACGGGAAAUAUGGGACUUCAGAGCCGAAAACGAUAAAAUGGAACUUGAGCGUGCCGAUUACGGGUUCAGAUCGGGCACGACUGCUGGUGGUUCUCUGCGCGAUCGUGAUAAUAGGGAAAAUCGUGACGCGAAAGAACGAGACAUGCGAGAGAGGGAACGCGAUCGCGACAAUAUGCGCGAGCGGGACGAGAGGUUCGAGCGAAGAUCAUUCGGCCGGGAUUACGGGGAUCGCGGGGAGAGAGAACGCGAUCGUGGCGAUCGAGGAGCGGGAGGAGCAGCAGAACGGAACGAGCGGAACAAUCAUCAAACGGAUCGUGAAAAAGAUCGCGGACGCGAAAAGAGAUUCGGCAACGAUCGUCGGCGAACGUACAGCGACAAUCGCGAUUCGGAUGAGCCUGAAUGGUUCAGUUCCGGGCCUACAUCUCAACACGACACGAUCGAGUUGAAGGGUUUCGAUGAUCCUCUGGAGGAAAAGAAGAUGAGCGGCAGUAACGCCAAAAACAAGAAACAGACUGCCGCCCAGAAAAAACGGAACAAGAAAAACUCCGCCGAGAAGGAUGACAAACCGAAUGAGAACUCGACGGGUCCUAAGGGGCGCAGCACCCCGACCACCAUGGACCAGCCUAUAAAUGUUGUACCGGCACCGCACUCACCGAUAUCCGAACAGACCGAGCAGUCCUCGAUCGUUCCGAGCAAAGAGACUGACGCUAACGAAAGUAUCGUGACCGAACCGACCACGUCCGAAUCGGCAGAGAAUUCGAGUGCCAAUCAGAAUCAAGAGGACUCUCAUCCCGACUUCAAUUUGGAUGAAUUCCUGAAGUCCGACACGUUUUCUUGCGUUUCUGGAUUGCUGACGAACGGAGUUGGCUCCAAUAGCGGCACCGGUUCUCGAUUCAGCCAGUGGUUUAAGAGAGAAAGUCCGAUUCAACAACAAGUGGACAGUCGUAGACCUUCCAUACAAGAUGAGUUAUUGAACAAUUUGUUGAACGACAUUACCGAACCGAACAUUCAAAUACCAUCGGUAACUGAGUCGAACACCUAUUUCGCUCCAAUUUCUCCGGCCAACACCACAAACAAUACAAAUGCGACUACGAAUGGAGUUAAGUUACUUGAGAUGUUACAACGCAAGUCGAGUCAAAAUGGUCAGGGUGACGUAGCUAACCCGGUUAUUCCUGUGAUGAAAAAUUGCUCUAUUAAAGAUUUGGAAGUUAAUGGAAAAGUGCACAGUUUGGAAGAAUUAGAGGCACGUAUGCGGGGUGGUGCUCCUCCACCUACGACUUCGACUGAUACACCCCGUGUAGAUAAGACUGAUGAAGAUCUCUCUGCUUUUAAGAAACUGCUUGCUCAAGUGAGUGGAGGACAAGCUGUGCCUGCAGCUAACGGACCUAUUACUCAAAAACAACAGCAACAACAACAUGUAACAUUAAUGCAGCUUCUCAAUUCACAGCUGAAGACAACUCAGCAAACUCUAAUGCCGCAUCAACAACCGCCUGCGGAACCGAUUCAUACUACAACAUUCAAUCACGUUGGUCCCCUUGGUCCUACUCAGUAUCCUCAUCAGGCUCAAAUGCAACAUGAGAAUUUAAUGAAAGUUUUGCAAAUACAGCAACAGCAGCAGCAGCAGCAACAACAACAACAGCAGCAGCAGCAGCAACAACAGAAACAGCGACAUUCCGAUAUGCUGUCGGUGAUGAUGGGGAAUCAAAGAGUGUUAGGUGUAAGUCCGGUACCGACAGACAUGCAAAUCAUGUUAAAUAACAUCCCAUCGAGCCAAGAGCUCUUACAACGACCGGAAGCUCAAGCGAUCAUUCAGGGUCUGCAACAGGGAGAGAUCACCAGGCAGCAUCUAAUGCAACAGUUGCAGAAUCCUGCCAUGCAGCAUCGCCAUCGAGAGGUGCUGGUAAAUAUUUUGAAGACAUACGGCGGUACCACUUCACGUACUAUUAGUCCCCAUCCUCAUCCCACAGCACCUACUCCGCAGGACCACAUCUUGCAACAAAUGCUGUAUCAGCAGCAACAGAGGAUUCCUUCUCCGAUGAACAGCGCCUAUUGUCCGCCUCCGAUAAUAUCGCCAAAUUUAGCAGCUAGUCCUAGUACUUUAACAGUACAACAUCCAGUGAUAUCGCACAGAGUACCGUCGCCAAGAGAGCUCGCAAUGCACACUCAGACUAUAAUGCAAAAUGCUCUAAUCAAGAAGAAGUUGGAAGAACAGCGUGAGAACUUCCGUAAGCGGCAGGAUCAGCAGCAACAGCAGCAGCAAGUACAGCAACAAGUACAGCAGCAGCGCCCGUCGACUCCUGUGAAUUCACCAGCUAAGCAAACAGCGAGCCCCCUUGCUUUCACUCCGACCUCCGUUUUACGUAAAAUGACUGCUGAUAAAGAACCUGACGGAAGCAGCAAUGACCCAUCAAAAUUGUCCGCACAAACUCAGGCUUCUCAGAUGCAACAAAUGCAAUCUGCGGUUCAGUUACUUACACAGGGAACUCUCUCAAGACAUACUGCUGCAUUGCGACCGCAAUCUGUUCAGUCAACAUGGUCGAAUCCAUCGCUUAAACAGCAUCCAGGUCGACCUAUAGUAAAAGGUGGUAAUAGUAGCAACACGAGCAACAAUCAGUUUCAGUACAACGCCGGAAACACGGAAUUCCAACAACAUCAUAGGACAGUUUCAAAUGUAUAUGGCAAUCCGGCACGAUCCAAGCACACAAUGGCAACCUCGCUGUCACAUCACAACGUUCCGCAGUAUAAUGUGACGCAAAACACAAUUAUGAAUCAAAGGUCAAAUCCUAUAAACACACAGAUGAAGGCCCAGCAAGUUCCGUCGCAUCUUGCUGGCUUGCAACAACAACCGCCGCCGCAUGGAACUGUCAACAUGCAACAGCCACAACAACAACCGCCGCAAAGGACAGUAAACACGCCGAUGCAACUUGUCGUGAACCAAAAUUACAGUUCCAAUCGCACAGAUGGACGAUCAAUGCGAUCGCAGCAACUGAACAUGGUAGUUGGUCGUCAACCUUCGCCUGGUCUUGGAUUUGUUGGAAGUAACGGAGGUGAUCUAUCCCCGACAUCUAAUCAGCUCGCACGUUGGUUCAGUCCUGAACUCCUCGCUCAAGCUCGCGCGGGCAAGCUACCGGAGCUUGCGCAAACGAACGUCUUGUCGUUAGAAGAGCUGGAAAGACUUCAACACGCGUCGACCAUAGUGCAUAACUAAAGUGAUACUAUUCUUGAAUAAUGUCUAAAUUUUACGAACAAAAAAUUGCAUUGAUGACGUUACUACUGGUCGAGAGUAAAACCGGUAGUUUUUAUAACUCUCCCUUUACGUCCGAAGCACCUAUAUGAUGUCCCACGUACACUGAUGCUGAGAAUACAUAUGCUGCUAAAAUUCUAGAAUGGUGCUCGCCUACGUAUAGAUCUUUUUAUCGAAUCUUUGUAUCAUCAAGAGAUUUAUCUAAGUAACACUAGUCGAGAUUAAUCGGUUGGACAGUGCUUCUUUUUUGAUGGAUCUUUUUUCGUCGAAAAAAGUCAGUGACGUUUGUGAGAAACAGUUUUUCCAAGUUUUGCGGAGAACGUUAUUUAGAGACUAUAUAUAAAAAAAUGUACAGUAUAAUAUAUGACAUAAAAAACGAAGAGUUCUUUAAAAAACGAAGAAAAAGAAGAACACGAGUGAAUAGCUUUCUACAAAAAAAACGAUGUAUUGCUUAUAAGACUGAAAAACAAUGUGAAAAUCCUUAUUGUUGAUUAUGACAAGCUGUUAGAGCUUGAUGCGCGUACUUUCUAAAUGACAACAAUAACAUCUAUUUGCCUAAAGAUAGGACUGCAAGUUUCUUACGUAUUCGCAUUUUCUUAUCCCGUAAGACUAAUUAUUUUGACGGUCUAACUAAUUCACCACAGUAUGUUUUUUUUUUUUUUUUUUUAUUUAUUUAUUUGCGUUACUUGAUAAAACUAUAAGAAUUAUUUAUCUCGCGACUUAAGUAAUUUACCUUUCGUUGUAUUUACUCAGAAUAUAUUUACUUCAUCUUUUUCUCAUCUCUUACGUAUACAAACUUAAGAGAUAUCAUAAAACAAGAAAUAUAGUUGUGAUUGAGACUUCACAAUUAAUAAAUAUUGAGGCACCACGCCGCAUAAUUAUGUUCCUUUAAAUCCGGAACAAAACAAAAGAAUACUUCCACUCCUGUCUCAAUAGGCACGAAAAUAUUAUCCAUCUACUCUGUACAUGUGUACUUUGAGGUAAAAAAAAAAAAAAAAAAAAAAA
Molecule: messenger RNA, 5712 nt
Organism: Pseudomyrmex gracilis
Lineage: Eukaryota; Metazoa; Arthropoda; Insecta; Hymenoptera; Formicidae
Product: alpha-protein kinase 1-like
Exons: 17
Coding region: 784-4671 (1295 amino acids)
Biological process (GO): negative regulation of translation
Cellular component (GO): cytoplasm; nucleus
Molecular function (GO): mRNA binding
Source: RefSeq, a predicted model, not a curated record